CGUAAACAAAUCUAUGAUCCCUUACUCAAAAAACCAAGAAAUUAAAAGGCCUUGUUAUCUCCGAACUGGUUCUUUAUUUUAUUAAAUCAUGAAGGCAAUCAUUCAAAAAUUAAAAAUGCUUAAAUACGUCGAAGUCACGGCAAGCUGGCUCUUCGCCAACGCCAGAGGCCGCGACGCCAAAACGUUCACAAAGGGCCCCCCGUUCGCCUCAUACCCAGAGCCCACCAUCCAAAUCACAUCUCCCGACUGCGGCGCAAGUCCCGCAACGCUAUCACCAGAGUACAUGGCUGGAGGAGAUGGACGUUUACCCGGGUUGGAGUGGGAUUCAGUGCCGGGCGUGAAGCAGUGGCUGUUAAUAUGUGAAGAUGUCGAUGCGCCGCUGCCAAAUCCCAUUUGUCACGGCAUGUAUCUCGGAAUUUCCAAAGACAAGCUCUCUGUUAUAAACAGUGACUUCAAGCCAGAAGGUGAAAAGUCUACACGACUAAACGGCGGCUUUUACUAUGGCGUCGACGGGGUCUGGAUCCCCCCUCGGCCUCUCCUCAACCAUGGCAUCCAUAGAUAUUUCUUUGACAUCAUCGCUCUAAGUGAACCGUUGGACGAAACACUCGCGGCCUCAAAGCCCACUCGAGAACAGCUCGCGAAGGAAAUUGACGGCAAGGUCUUGGGCUGGGGCCGAUGGGUGGGCCAGUGUGAAAGAGUAUGGAAAUAAGCAGCGACACCACCAUAAGCCUUGGCCGGAUUUGCUUUAUUUUCUUACAUCUUGAUACACCCAGACUUGGCUAAUGCCAACUUAGCCACCCAAGGGCUAUUCAUUCUACAGUAUAAUCAUUUCAUCAAAUGGUCUAUAGGCG
Molecule: messenger RNA, 851 nt
Organism: Trichoderma asperellum CBS 433.97
Lineage: Eukaryota; Fungi; Ascomycota; Sordariomycetes; Hypocreales; Hypocreaceae
Source: RefSeq, a predicted model, not a curated record